Molecule: messenger RNA, 2001 nt
Organism: Dermatophagoides farinae (American house dust mite)
Lineage: Eukaryota; Metazoa; Arthropoda; Arachnida; Sarcoptiformes; Pyroglyphidae
Gene: Dsor1
Product: mitogen-activated protein kinase kinase 1
Biological process (GO): protein phosphorylation
Molecular function (GO): protein kinase activity; ATP binding
Source: RefSeq, a predicted model, not a curated record
GUGAAUUUUUUUUUUGAAUUUUUUUUUUUUAAAUUUUUAUAAAAUUAUUCGCUUUCAUCAAUCAACAAUUUUACAACAGUCAAAAUGAGUAGCCUAGCAAAUAAUAAGAAUAAAUUGGGCUUAACAUUACCAUCAUCAUCGGCAACAAUCACGACGGCCAAUAAUAAUUUGCCAUCAUCGAGUAAUAAUAAUAAUAAUAAUAAUAAUGUAUCGACAAUAAAAAAUGAUUCGAUCCAUCAUGUAAACAAUAUUCCAUCAUCAUCAUCAUCAAUAAAUAAUACAGGAAUUAUUGAUAAUAAUGGUGGUGGUGGUGGUGUUGGUGGCAGUUUUAUACCACCACAAUUAGCACCAAUCUCAUUAUUAAAUUCACAACAACCAUCAAGUCAUCGACAGCAACAACAAUCAUCAAAUCAAAAUCAUGUACAGAAUCAAAAUUUUUUCAUUGAUGAACAAUCAAAUGAUCAUUGUAAUAAACAACAACAACAACAACAUUGUUUACAGCAACAAUCGAAAAUGAAAAAAUCUACGUUGACCGAAAAAAAUAGCGAUUCAAAUGUUGUUGCUGAUCAACAACAACAACAUGCAGAUGCAAAUCUAAAUGAAUUAUUACGAACACUGGAAGGCUUGGAAUUAGAUGAUCAACAACGGAUACGGCUAGAAACAUUUAUAUUAUCAAAACGUAAAGUCGGUGAUUUAGUCAGCGCCGAUGAUUUUAUCGAAAUGCAUGCAUUAGGUUCUGGUAAUGGUGGUGUCGUUAGUAAAGUAUUACAUCGUCCAACACAAACAAUAAUGGCCAGAAAGAUGAUUCGAUUAGAAGUGAAACCUGUGAUACGUAAUCAAAUACUUAGAGAAUUGAAAAUAUUACAUAAUUGUAAUUCACCACAUAUCGUUGGUUUUUAUGGUGCCUUUUAUUCGGAUGGUGAAAUUAAUAUCUGUAUGGAAUAUAUGGAUGGUGGAUCAUUUGAUCUGGUAUUGAAAAAUGCUGGCCGUAUUGAUGAACAUAUUUUGGGUAAAGUGACAACGACUGUUAUUAAAGGAUUAAAUUAUCUUCGUGAAAAACAUCAAAUUAUUCAUCGAGAUGUAAAACCAUCAAAUAUAUUGGUAAAUUCACGUGGUGAAAUAAAAAUUUGUGAUUUUGGUGUUAGUGGACAAUUAAUUGAUUCGAUGGCCAAUUCAUUUGUCGGUACACGUUCAUACAUGUCGCCCGAACGUUUACAAGGAAUACAUUAUUCCGUGCAAUCAGAUAUAUGGAGUCUUGGUUUAUCAUUAGUUGAAAUGGCAUUAGGCCGUUAUCCAAUACCACCACCAAAUGAAAAAGUAUUGCGUAUGAUAUUUGGUGAUCAUUAUGAUCCGAAAAUGGAUCAUCCAUCAUCAUCAACAACAACGAUGACAUCAUCAUCACCUUUAAUCAUUCCAGAAUCAUCAUCAUCAUCGUCACAACAUCAACAACAACAGAAUUUUGGCUCAAAUCAUAGUAACAGCAGUGGAAGUGGCGGUGGUAGUGACUGUUUAGCCGUACAACCAUUAUCAAUAUUUGCUCAAUUGGAUUAUAUUGUCACGGAUCCACCACCAACAUUACCAUUGAGCAUAUUUAGUCGGGAAUUUAAAGAUUUUGUUGAUUCUUGUUUAAAAAAGAAUCCAAGUGAACGACCUGAUCUUAAUGGUUUAAUGAAUCAUCCAUAUAUAAAACGUUCGGAACAAGAAAAAGUGGAUAUUGCACCUUGGAUAUGUAAGGUGAUGAAUCUGAAACCACCACCACAAGAUACAGUAACGAAUACAUCAUCGAUAUCAUCAUCAAAACAUCAUGGAAAUUUAUCAUCACCAUCGGCCAUGAUGACGACGAUGACAAUGAAUUUAUGCAGCUCUGAUAAUAAUAAUAAUAAUAAUAAUAGCGAUGAAAGCAAUAGCCGUCAAAUUAGACGACAAUCACAAACAACAACAACAACAACAAGCAGCUAGCUAAUUAUCAACAAAAAUAUAAAAAAAAACAAUUGCACACAC